Messenger RNA from Rotaria sp. Silwood2, 573 nucleotides. NCBI's taxonomy places the organism in Eukaryota, Metazoa, Rotifera, Eurotatoria, Philodinida, Philodinidae. The record is from the annotation of a GenBank genome assembly.
GGCCUUUAUUCGUAUAUUCAAAUUUACUAGAUUCGAUUAUCCACUUAUUAUACUAUACUGAAUUGUUUGUUCGUUUGAUUUCUGUUCUUUUACUUAACUUAUUACAUAAAUAUAUAUAUUUAUAGAUGGAUAUUAAUGAAGAAAUACAAGAGCUAGAAGAAGAAGAAAAUAUAUCUCCAAUAAUUCAAAUAUUUGAACGUCUUACAUUUGAACGAGGUCAUGAAAUACAUGAUCAAGUUUCAUCAAUGAUUGAUUUAUUUUCAUUAUCAAAUGUAACAUUAGAUAUGUUAGAUAUAUUAAUUGAAUGUGUUAAAAUCGUCUUUAUUCAUCAACAAACAAAUAAAAAUAUGAGAACAUUAGAUUUUUUAAUUACAUUAACACAUGUUACACAUAUUAAUUAUACAACUAAUAAAAAUUUAUCACUUGUUUUUGAUGCUCUUAUUGAUAUAUUUAGUCAGACAAUGGUAGCCAUUGAUAGUCAAAUUCGUUAUACAACAUUUUGUAUUCUUAAUAAACUUCAAUCAUUUAUUGAUCUAUCUCGAUCACCUUAUAUACAUGAUCAAUUUGAACAAU